Messenger RNA from Aspergillus tanneri, 816 nucleotides. RefSeq lists its product as uncharacterized. The record is from RefSeq and is a predicted model, not a curated record. The transcript has a single exon. Bases 1 to 816 code for a protein of 271 amino acids. NCBI's taxonomy places the organism in Eukaryota, Fungi, Ascomycota, Eurotiomycetes, Eurotiales, Aspergillaceae.
AUGCACUUUCCCCAAGCGAGGUGGCUCGGAUUACUGGGCGUCAUAGUCACCACUGCGUACGCGGUCGAAGUGGACUUGGUCUUCCCUCGCAACGAAACGUAUUCGCCAGCCGACUGGUUCCCUAUUGUCUUUGCUGUGCAGAACCCGCAGAGCGCAGAACUCCUCAACCUCCGCAUCUCCUACGACAUCCGCAAGGGCAAUGACAGAAACAACGACACCACCCUAAUCCAUGAUCUGCGCUGGGCGAACUGGUCCAGCAGCGCGGACCCUUACCUUGCAUACCAGUACCUCCAGUACCUCAACACCACGGGGCAUUGGUCCGUGACCUGGCGGCUCCGCUGGCAAAGCUGCGACGAGGAGGCGCUGGCAAAUAAUGAUGAAAACGGCGGGGUCUUCGAACACUAUUACUCCUGGGCGCAGUUCUUCACCAUCGAUGAUUCCGCCCCCAAAGAAGUAGAUCUCGUCGCGGUGACCGCCAACGCCAUCUGCCCCGAGGACCGGAACGCGAUUGCGAUUAAUGUGACCGACAGGACCAUGCAUUCGCUCCCGGACCUCAACUCCGCGGGCCGCGACACUUGUGUCGUUACGGCGAACUCGACUGCUAGUACCACACGCACCGCCCCUGACCCCUGUCGCGUCGCUAUUAACGAGGAUACCGCAGCGAGUAUGACUGCCGUUCAGCAGAAACGGCUCUGCGAUGGUCCGAAUCCGCCCAAUAACUGUCCUAAUGAGGAGAAUGGUGCUCAGCAAUUGGCUGUACUUAGUAUAUCUUGCUUCUUGUCUGCUUUCGGAGUUGUUGGGUUUGCUUUCUUGUAG